UUUGUUUUCAUGACAAAUCAGGACAAUUUUAUGAUAACACACCUUCACUCUCAGGACCUGUGGAAAAAUAAGGACAUUUUUCGGGUCCUCAUUUUUCCACGCCGUCUACGACACCGGGAGGCCUCCCAGAAUGCUCCCACACAAAAAAAAACGCAUGUCCUAAAAUGUCAUAAUUUUGGGAAAUUCAGUGUGAAAGUGUGUUUAACAAUCGACUCACUUUUUAUUUUAACACCUAGUGGCCAUCUUCUGUACUUUAACACACUUUUCACACACUUUCAGUGACGUCACUGCACAGGUCCUCAUAUUUCACUUUUUUUUGACUCACAAACACAUUACAACAGGUGAGGCGGGAUUAAGAUAGGCCUGCAGUCACACCAUAGUAAAUUCUCUGAAAAAGACACAACCAGAUUCUAGUUUUGAGUGACAAUACAUCUAGUAGGGUAAGAUAGUUAUUAGGCUAACCAAGCCUACAUCCACCUCAGGAGUAAAAGCUUCUUUAUGCAGUGUUCUUCAAUAUUACACGCACAGCAGCUGACACUAGGUUGGCUAAUUAGCCAGCUAGCCUGCUAAAUUGAGGCCAAAUAACAUGCUCUGGAGUUUGGACUCAAACUGUGGAAUGUCUGCCCAAUAAAUGGUAAGUCAUUGCUUUACUUGUAUCAGAAGUAACAGAGAGUAGAAGUUGGUGUUAAAAGUAACUGUUUUUUCAACAAUGCCCACCCGUGCUAGCUGGAAAUAAUUAGAUAGCUACAGUAUGUGCUAGCUAGCUCACCAUACAAAUGUCUCAUAGACCUGCUGUGUUUAAGCUGCAAUGUCAUUUAACUGGUCACCAAAAUUUAUUGCAGGAAAAAGAUGUAUUGGAAUUAACAGUAGAUAAUACUAUAUAUUUACCAGAAAAUAUCAGCUAUAAUAUAUAUUAACUAAUAUAUAUCCUAGCUGAUAUUUUCCAACAUAAAUACCGCUAAUGCAUAUGUAUAUCAAUUACUCAUUACGUGUAGUGGAAGUAAAAUACUUUGGUAAUUGAAGUAUGGCAGUUGUUUGAUUUGUUGGUACUUCAUUAGGUUAAUACUUUAUGUAAUGUUUUGCUGUUAACAGAUUGAAACAUGUUCCCUUGUCUUUUGGCCUUCGCACCAAAUUUAUUGAAAUCUGUAAUUUUUUAUAAAUGUUUGUAGAUAUUUCCAUGGUGAUGAGCAUGAUGAAAAGAAGAGCCAGGCUCAGUCCUGAAUCUGAGGCUACUCAGUUUAUUUUAUCUGGAGUUGACAGGCCUUGCUUAAAAGUCCAGUGGAUCAAUAACUAUAAAGGUAUGUACUGAAAUACAUAAAGUAUUGUUCCUGUGGUUAUUGCAUGGAGAUCACUUAUAAGUAUCUUUUAUGAGGUAUUAUUUACUAAAUUAGGUGAUCGAAUUGGAAAAUUGUGAAUUCUUUUAUCAUUAAAAAACUAUUUUUCACUUAUAUGUACAUAUUCAUGAUUAUAAUAAUAAUUUUAAUCAAACAUACCGCAUAAGCAUUUAUCAAAAUUAAAUAUCUAAAACAAUGUCAUCAUUAAUGAAAUCACAUUCACAAAAAAACAUAGGAAGGAAAUAAGUUGAUAACAUCUGGAUGACUGACUGACAGGCAUUGUCACUAAUCCAUUUAUUUGAAAACGUAUUAUUGGGGCUGGAAAAGUCACAAAUUACAGUAUCAACAGGAUACAUUGACAAAAUUCCAGCCAUUCCAGCCGUUGCUCUUCAUGAAUUUUGGGGAUAAAAUAACAUGCAUUUGAAAUGUAUAAAAUGCGUAUCAAAUUAUCUGUGCCCAUAAAAAAGUGUUUGGGUAAUAUUGCUUAAUUGAUUAAUUGACCAAACAAUAGUCAGUUAAGAAGCAUACUUGAGGAGGAAAAAAGAGGCAGUCUUUAACAUAAAUUUAAAAACUUAUAAUUUUUAUAAUUACAGUGGGGCAAAUAAGUGUUUAGUCAACCACUAAUUGUGCAAGUUCUCCCACUUGAAAAUAUUAGAGAGGCCUGUAAUUGUCAACAUGGGUAACCCUCAACCAUGAGAGACAGAAUGUGUGGGGGAAAACCCCCCAGAAAAUCACAUUGUUUGAUUUUUAAAUAAUUUAUUUGCAAAUCAUGGUGGAAAAUAAGUAUUUGGUCAAUACCAAAAGUUCAUCUCAAUACUUUGUUAUGUACCCUUUGUUGGCAAUAACGGAGGCCAAACCUUUUCUGUAACUCUUCACAAGCUUUUCACACACUGUUGCUGGUAUUUUGGCCCAUUCCUCCAUGCAGAUCUCCUCUAGAGCAGUGAUGUUUUGGGGCUGUCGUUGGGCUACACGGACUUUCAACAUCAUCAAAAAUUUUUCUAUGGGGUUGAUAUCUGGAGACUGGCUAGGCCACUCCAGGAACUUGAAAUGCUUCUUACACAGCCACUCCUUUGUUCCCCUGGCUGUGUGUUUUGGGAUCAGUGAUCACAGAUCAGUCGUCCUGGUCCCUUUGCACAAAAACAGCCCCAAAGCAUGAUGUUUCCACCCACAUGCUUCACAGUGGGUAUGGUGUUCUUCGGAUGCAAAUCAGUGUUCUUUGUCCUCCAAACACGACAACCUGUGUUUCUACCAAAAAAUUCUAUUUGGUUUCAUCUGACCAUAACACAUUCUCCUAGUCCUCUUCUGGAUCAUCCAAAUGCUCUCUAGCGAACCGCAGACGGCCCUGGACGUGUACAUUCUUCAGCAGGGGGACACGUCUGGCAGUGCAGGAUUUGAGUCCCUGGUAGCGCAUUGUGUUACUGAUAGUAGCCUUUGUUACUGUGGUUCCAGCUCUCUGUAGGUCAUUCUCUAGGUCCCCCCAGGUGGUUCUGGGAUUUUUGCUCACCGUUCUUGUUAUCAUUUUGACAUCACGGGGUGAGAUCUUGCAUGGAGCCCCAGAUCGAGGGAGAUUAUCAGUGGUCUUGUAUGUUUUAAUAAUUGCUCCCAUAGUUGAUUUCUUUACAGGUUAGUUUAACCUAUUGCAGAUUCAGUCUUCCCAGCCUGGUGCAGGAUUACCAUUUUGUCUCUGGUGUCCUUCGACAGCUCUUUGGUCUUGGCCAUAGUGGAGUUUGGAGUGUGACUGACUGAAGUUGUGGACAGGUGUAUUUUGUAACGAUAAUGAGUUAAAACCCCCGCGACCCGACCCCGGAGCAAGCGGAAGAUGGAUGGAUGGAUGGAUGGAUGAGUUAAAACAGGUGCCUUUAAUACAGGUAACGAGUGGAGCCUCGUUAGACCUCGUUAGAAGAAGUUAGACCUCUUUGACAGCCAGAAAUCUUGCUUGUUUGUAAGUGACCAAAUACUUUUUUUCCACUGUAAUUUGGAAAUACUUUAAAAAUCAAACAAUGUCAUUUUCUGUUUUUUUUUCCACAUUGUCUUUCAUGGUUUCAUUGUCUUUCAUGGUUUCAAGUUUCAAGUUUAAGUUUCAACUUAAUUUAGGUUGUUUUACAUUACACUAAUAAGGAUUUUUUUUCCUAUUAGGACGUGGUGUCUUUACCAAUGAACUAAUUGAAAAGGGAUCCUUUGUGUUGGAGUACCGUGGGGAGUUAAUCUCACAGUAUGAACGGGAGAAGAGGCAGAAAAAGUACACAGAAAAACAAAAUUCUUUCCUCUUUGAUUUUGAAUGGAAUGGUAGCACGUGGUGCAUUGAUGCCUCACGUGAAGAUGACUCAAUGGGCCGAUUGGCGAAUGAUGCUAAUAAAGGCCCAAACUGCAGAAUGAAAAAGUUGACCAUAAAGGGUAAACCACAUCUUUGCUUGUUUGCUCUUGAAAACAUCCAAGCAGGGGAUGAAAUAACCUACGACUAUGGAGAAUGUCAGUGGCCAUGGCGAGCAAUGAUACCGAGUGUUAAGACCCUUACUCAGCCUUCUGGAGACCAAGAACAGAGUCAGAUAUAUGCAUCAUUUCAUCAGACACAAAAUCAACCAAUACAAAACGAAGAAGUGAGUCUGAGAUCAUCUGCAUCAUACCAAAAGCUACCAAGUGUUGAGAUCCUGACUCAACCAAGUGAAAAUGACGAAGCGAGCCAGAAUGUAUUCCAACAGCUACCAUGUGUUGAGAUCCUUACUCAACCAAGUGAAAAUGAAGAAGCGAGCCAUAGAGCAUUCCAACAGCUACCAUGUGUUGAGAUCCUUACUCAACCAAGUGAAAAUGAAGAAGCAAGCAAGACAGAAUUCCAACAGCUACCAUGUGUUGAGAUCCUGACUCAACCAAGUGAAAAUGAAGAAGCCAGCAAGAGAGAAUUCCAACAGAUACCAUGUGUUGAGAUCCUGACUCAACCAAGUGAAAAUGAAGAAGCGAGCAAGAGAGAAUUCCAACAGAUAACAAGCAUCAAUAUCCUCAUUCAACCUUCUAGGGACCACGAACUUCUUGAGAACGCUACCAUAUCUUCUCAACAGAGCUCUCCUGAUCCGUAUUCAGAUUGUACAGAUUAUGAAGACAUCGACUAUAUUCCAGACUCAAGUGGGAAUUCCUCAGAUGGAAGUGUUUGCAGUAAGGAUCUGAGCAUUACAGAAUUUCUUGCUCCCCAAAAUGUGAUUAAGAAUGUGCCAUUGGAGAUGGAUGCAGAACAGUGUGGGGAAAUCUCCAGUUCAGCGAUAGUUACAAGUUUAGGUUCAUCACCGAGAAGCAGCAAUCAUUGCACUUCAGUGACAAGUUGCAGUGCUAAUUGUUCAGGGAACACAUCAUACAUUAGCCACCCCAUAACGGUAGCACCAUUGCCAAGGCCAUCAAAACAAAGCAAAUACAACAAAAAACAGCAUUGUUUUUAUUGUAAAAAGCCCAUUUCUAAGUUGGCAAGACACCUUGAAUCUGCCCACAGUACACAGCCUGAUGUUGCAAAGGCUUUAAGUUACGAUAAAAGGUCCCGGGAAAGAAGAGAUUUGUUACGCUUUCUUAAGAAGAAGGGAAAUUUUACUCAUAAUGCCAGAGUGAUCAACUGUGGUGCUGGGGAAAUGGUUGCUUGUCGAAGACCCAAAAAGACAACACAGUCUGAUGGCUACCGUCACUGCAGGUUUUGUCAAGGACUAUAUGCAAGAGCUAGCCUUUGGAGGCAUGUGAAAAACUGCCCUCAGAAGUCUUUUGAGGUGGGACCUUCGGCUGGGCAAAAACGAAUUCAGCUGGUCUUACCGAGACCUGAACAAGUCAGUGAAGCCGUUUGGAAGAUUGCUUGUGAAAUGAACCAGGACAACAUUUCCUCUGUAGUAAGGAGUGAAAGACACAUCCUUUCCCUUGGUGAGUCAUUAUACAAUGCCAGAAAACCACAAGAGAGAAGAAAUGACUACAUUCGCCAAAAAAUGAGAGAGAUGGCAAGAUUAUUGAUAACAGCAAGAGCUAUAACCCCGUUGAAAACCACAGAAGACCUUGUUAUGCCGGGUAACUUCCCCCAUGUCAUCCAAGCAGUGAGGGCUGUUGCAGGUUAUGAUUUGGAAAGCAACUCUUAUAAAACUCCAUCCUUGGCUCUGAAAUUAGGACACAGUUUGGCCAAAGUUGCAGGCAUUGUGCAGUGCAGUGCCAUUAUUGCAAAUUGUAGUAGUAUUGCAGAGUCAGCCAAGCAGUUUGUUACUCUAUAUGAGAAAAAUUGGAAUGAAACCAUUUCAGCUUCCGCAUUGGGUACACUUCAACAAGCGAAGUGGAAUAAACCACAGGUUUUACCAUUUACACAGGAUGUUUCACUGCUGCACAACUUUCUUGCUACUGAGUCAGCUAAGUGUAUGAAGGACUUGGAGGAAAAACCCAACAGCAUAACCUAUGGAAAUCUUGCUAAGGUGACUUUGACACAAGUCAUACUUUUUAACAGAAAAAGGCAAGGGGAAGUUUCAAAAAUGGACCUACAGUCUUUCACAUCCCGGAAUCGCGCAGAGUUGAAUCCGGACAUUAUGAUGUGUCUUUCUGAGUUAGAAAGAAAGCUUGCAAAGCACUUUGACAGAGUUGAGAUCCGUGGUAAAAGGUCAAGAAUGGUACCUGUGCUUCUCACCCCGAGUAUGAUUUCUGCAAUGGAGUUCCUUGUGAACAAGAGAAAUGAUUGUCAAGUCGACACAAAAAAUGUGUACCUGUUUGCCCGUCCAAUUGUACUUUCACAUUACAGAGGCUGUGAUUGCCUCCACAAGUUUGCAAACCAAUGUGGUGCAAAACACCCAGAAGCACUCACUUCCACAAAACUUAGGAAGCAAGUUGCCACCUUGUCCACAGUACUGAACCUAAAAGAAAAUGAAAUGGAUCAACUUGCCACCUUUCUCGGACACGACAUCCGUGUCCACCGAGAAUUUUACCGCCUCCCAGACAGUACCCUGCAGCUUGCAAAAGUCAGCAAACUGUUGAUGGCAAUGGAGAAAGGACAACUCUCUGACUUUCAGGGAAAAGGGCUGGAUGAUAUUGAGAUCAAUCCUGAAGAUGACAUACCCACUAGUGAUGAUGAUGAUGAUGAUUAUGAUUCGAUCAAAGAAAUGACCACUGACCUUCGUGAACAAAAAGGCUCAAGAACUGAGACCUUUGGACACCCAAGCCAUGUGCCUGCCUCAACCAUGCCGGACACCAUGGAUCGCACUGCUGUCUCAACUUCUUUCAAUAACAUCGAAGACACUUCUGCCUCAACUUUGUUUGGUGACAUGGAAGACAUACCUGCUUCGACAUCAUUUGACAACAUGGAUGAUUCCCAGCAAAGGACAGCACUUCAACCGAGUUCACCCCAAACACGGUCAAGGUGCUCCAGCAAGAAGAAGCAAGGUGGAAAGGCGAGAAGUAAGUGGACAGAGGGUGAAGUGAAAGCUGUUGAGCGGCACAUGUUGGAUUUCAUAAGCAACCUGAAAGUACCAGGUAAAAAGAGCUGUGAGGCUUGCCUCCAAGCUGAGCCAGCAGCUCUGAAAGAGAGAGACUGGGUUGCUAUUAAAUACUACAUUCACAACAGAAUAGUAACCUUAAAGAGAAAGAUGAAUAAUUAGAGCUUAAUCAUUUGAUCUGGCCCAGGUACUGUAUAUGGAGGACCUUUUUUUUUUUUGUUUUGUUUUUUGUUUUUUUAAAUCUUAUUUCAUUUUUUUUCUUAUAUUGUUUUAUUUUUUACUUGUAUUUAAUUAUGUAUUUAUUUCCAUAUAUAUUUGGGUAUUUUUAGAUCUCAUUUCUUGUUUUUUCAUUUAUAGUCACUAUUUUUUUCGAUUGUAUUUUUUCCCUUUUAAGUUUGGCAGCUUUGGUCCACCAUACAGGUACAGUUCAAUAUCAGAUAAAAUAAGCUCAAAAAACAUGUGCGGAGGGUGAGGCUGGGGUUGAUUUUCAAUGUGUUAUGUUUCAAUGUUUAUUACUGUUAAAAAAAAAAAUACUCCCAAAAAGUUAGGGACAUUAGAUUUUGAGUUUAAAUUUUACCUUUACAAGCGAUGUUAUUAUGACCUGUACACACUUUAAAUGACAUGUGUCAGACUUGUCAGCAAUUAGUACACUUUGCUCAGCUUGCUUUGUAUAAACCAGAUCUGACAAGAAAAUGUAAUAAGUUGGUUCAGACAUAAAUGGAAAAACAAAUGUCCUUAAUAAAGAUAUAAAUGGCAUUAAAUAGACGUUCUAAUCAUUGUUUUACAUUUUGAAAUAAUUUGAGAUUUUGAUCAUCAUUACUGUCUCCAGUGUACAAUUCACAUUUGACCAUAAAAGCAAAAAUAGAGAUACCUGAAGAACAGUAGAUUGAGAUCCCGUUUUCAACUUUUUUCUACCUGAACACCUCCACUUUACCUAUGCAGAAUUAACGUGUGAAUAUCAUAUUUUUCUGUCAGAGGUCAUUUGACUAGAGCAUAUAACUAUUGUUAAUCACAUUUUAUACUUUGGGUGUUUGAGGAAAAUAAUUCUGAAAUCAAGAUGAGUUGGUCUUUACAGUCUAUGCCACAUAUACUGUACUUGAAGGUGAAGUAAAGAUCGAAGAUGCUUUGCCACAAGCUUCAACACCCUUUUUUGCCAGUUUUUCCCAUGUGGAAUGAACAUGUGAAGACCAAUUUUUCUGUCUGAGGUCAUUUGAUUAGAGCACAUAACCCUUGUUAAUCAGAUUUUAUACUUAGGGGCUUUUGAGAAAAAAUACUGAAAUCAAGAUGAGUUGGUCUUUAUAUGUCACAUAUAUUUGACAGUUUUGUGUGUCAUGGGUUUCAAAUUUCACAAAAACAUGAAAUAGCAAAGAGUGUGAGGUGAUGGUCGUCAUAUUUCACAAAAACAAGUUAAUGUCCUCAUAUGUCGUAUUCCUGUCAUAAAUCAAAAAUAAAUUAAGCCCUAGCUAAAAUCUGAAUAGAUGGUUGUGUUCCUAAUUUUUUUUUGUACAUAUGAUUUUUUUUUGGAGCCUGUAGGACCACGGGA
Messenger RNA from Corythoichthys intestinalis (scribbled pipefish), 8309 nucleotides. RefSeq lists its product as uncharacterized. The record is from RefSeq and is a predicted model, not a curated record. Gene Ontology annotation, molecular function: protein binding. Lineage: Eukaryota; Metazoa; Chordata; Actinopteri; Syngnathiformes; Syngnathidae. Bases 3662 to 6928 code for a protein of 1088 amino acids. The transcript has 15 exons.